CUUAGCUUUUGCCUUAGCUUUUGCCCUUAGCUUUUGCCUUAGCUUUUGCCCAGGCACGUUUGGAUACGGAUUAGUUUGAUGGCCAGACCGCGAUUACUGCUGCUGCUGCUGCUCCUUGUAGUGCAGGUAACCAUAGCAACCAAUAUGACCCCUUGUAAUCCAGGCAAGUGCUUGUCUGAUGACCUCUGCUGCCAGUGCUGCCCAGCUGGCCACUUUGCCACAAAACCCUGCCACGAAAACCAUAGCAUUGCCAAAUGUGCACCAUGUGAACCUGGAACCUUCAUGGCUCACCCCAACCUGGAGCGGGCCUGCUUUCUCUGUUCCCAGUGCCGGGAGGACCAGGAGGUGGUUUCAAACUGUUCCUUCACUGCUGAUCGGCAGUGCCAGUGCAGGAAAGGCUACUACUGCGACUCAGAAAACUGUGUGGAACACUGCUUCCAGUGCAGCAGACAACUCCCAUGCUGUACUCUCACUGGAUCUGUUUGGGCAAGAUUACCAAAUUGUUCUGAAGGUAGAGCUGUCCUUGAGCCAUGCCAUCCCAGGGCCAACACCAUAUGUGCCAAGAUGAAUCAAGAGCCAGCAAACUCAAACUGGUACUCGGUUGUCUACUUUGUGGUUGUUCUCAUCAUAGUCAUCAUCAUCGCUGUUGUCAUCGUCAUCGUUGUCAUUGUUGUCAUCUACUGCUACAGUAGGACAGCAGCAACUCCUGGAUCUGAGCUGGAAACCUCUAUAACAAAUUCCUCAGCCACCAGGAUCUCAGGCUGGUCAACUGUAAUGGCAGCAAGCACCAUUCGGGAAACAGGGGGACCUGAGGGAGGGGGGGCCCUGUGAAUCUCCCAGAUGUUCACCCAGGUGUUGCCAAGUUCCGGAAACACAACUACUCUGUCUAUUGUGAGUGGUAUUUCCU
Messenger RNA from Chinchilla lanigera (long-tailed chinchilla), 907 nucleotides. RefSeq names its product tumor necrosis factor receptor superfamily member 26-like. The record is from RefSeq and is a predicted model, not a curated record. Gene Ontology annotation, biological process: TRAIL-activated apoptotic signaling pathway; positive regulation of apoptotic process. The transcript has 8 exons. Gene Ontology annotation, molecular function: protein binding. Gene Ontology annotation, cellular component: cell surface; plasma membrane. Lineage: Eukaryota; Metazoa; Chordata; Mammalia; Rodentia; Chinchillidae. The coding region runs from base 79 to 831 and encodes 250 amino acids.